This is a messenger RNA of Saimiri boliviensis boliviensis (Bolivian squirrel monkey), 660 nucleotides long. RefSeq names its product tachykinin precursor 4 (gene TAC4). Lineage: Eukaryota; Metazoa; Chordata; Mammalia; Primates; Cebidae. Gene Ontology annotation, molecular function: substance P receptor binding. The record is from RefSeq and is a predicted model, not a curated record. Gene Ontology annotation, biological process: positive regulation of cytosolic calcium ion concentration; tachykinin receptor signaling pathway; inflammatory response.
AUGCUGCCUUGCCUCGCCCUGCUUUUCCUGAUGGAGCUGUUCGUGUGCACUGUGGCAGGUGAUGGUGGAGAGGAACAGACACUCAGCACUGAAGCAGAGACCUGGAUAACUGUGGCCUUAGAGGGAGGCGCUGUCCCCAGCGUUCAGCUCCAGCUGCGGGAGGUGAAGAGGGGCAAGGCGAGCCAGUUCUUUGGGCUGAUGGGGAAGCGAGUGGGAGGAAGACCUCUGAUCCGGCCAGGGAGGAAAAAAGUGUAUCAGCUGGAACACACACUCCAGGGCCUCCUAGGCAAGAGAAGCCCAUCCACAGAAGGCAGAGAGGAUGAGGCCCAAGGCUCAGAGUAAAAGCCCCCACCGCAGACUUCCCAGAGGACGUGGUGCCACUUCUUCCUACCUGGAUGUCACAGCUGACCAGCCGGCAGGCCAGCUCUCUUCUCCGUGUCUCCUGUCAUCGCUGGCACCUCACAUGAGGCCCACACUGAACCCACUGGGCUUCUUCCUGGACUCACGGUGUCAGGCAGCAGUCCUGCAUAAAUGGACGGUCUUCACUGUUGCAAGCUGCAAUUGACUCUGCCUUCCCUCACACUCACUGCCCAGCAGUGGGGAGACUCGCAUACUCUGUAUCCCUUGCCUAGCACACAGUAGGUACUCAAUAAAUAAGUG